Pararge aegeria (speckled wood butterfly) is the source of this 834-nucleotide messenger RNA. RefSeq names its product keratin-associated protein 19-2-like (gene CPG6). The record is from RefSeq and is a predicted model, not a curated record. The transcript is spliced from 4 exons. NCBI's taxonomy places the organism in Eukaryota, Metazoa, Arthropoda, Insecta, Lepidoptera, Nymphalidae. Bases 20 to 523 code for a protein of 167 amino acids.
UUUAAGUAACAACAUCAACAUGAAAUUCCUGAUUGUAGUCGCUCUGUCCAUCGCAGCGGUGUGCGCUGAGGAAGCGAAGAAAACCGAAAAGCGAGGCCUUAGCGGACUCGGCUACGGUGGACUCGGCUACAGUGGGGUUGGCGGCUACGGUGGCCACGGCCUCGGCUAUGGCGCUGGUUAUGGCGCGGGCUACGGAGGCGGACUCGGCUACGGUGGAUAUGGAGGAUACGGCGGAUACGCCGCCCCAGUAGCUGUCAGUAAAGUAGCCUACACCACCACCCACGGAGGAUACGGAGGAUAUGGUGGAUACAGCGGCCUUGGCGGAUACAGCGGCCUCGGCGGAUACAGCGGCCUUGGUGGAUACAGCGGUCUCGGCGGAUACUCCGGCUUGGGAGGAUAUGGAGGUUACGGACAUGGUGGUUACGGAGCGUCUCCCAUCGGCUACGGAGGGUACGGCUACUCCGGCGCCGGAGGAUACGGGCACGGCCUGGGAGGAUAUGGCGGAUAUUACGGACACCACUAAACAACCUCUACAUCCCUUCUUCUCAAUGUGUUCAUCUUCCAAAUCUAUUUAAUACUCGACAAAUAUCUAUAUAUACCACUUCUCAAGUAUACUACUGAUAGCAAACAUGCUCAACGUUAUAAAGUUCAAUCAAGCUACCUCGAACAUCUAUUUGAGCAUUCCUAUGCAGAUAUGAAGCUUGCUCGUCAAACUUGUAUCUGCGUUAGAAUCCAGCUAUGAUUCAAUGAAGAGUUCUCCAAGACACUAGUUAUGUGACAUCUUGGCGCCUAUUACAAUAUUUUGUAUGUGAUAAUUUCAACAACGAAUUUCAU